ACUACGUCACUUCCUCAAGGUAUUUCCAUUUGUUUGUGGCAAACGCCAGCAGUUACCAAGUACCUUUUACACCAAAGCUAACGUUACUAUUUUAACUAUCAAUAUGUCAGGGUGGAAACGGCAUUAUCUUUAUUAUCUGUAAACUGCUGUGUCCUGAAACCAUGCAAGAAAUAGUGUAGCUAUCAAACGAUUAAGCGCCAGCAAAGAACCGGAAAACGUGCGUUCGCUAACUGAAGUAGUUGGCCAGCUAGCGUUAGCUAACGUUAGCUACUCUAGGUUAAUUGGCUAACUAUUGUUAGCUGCCUUGUUCCUGGUGCAGUGUUGGCUGACAUUAGCUGACUUCGUGAGCCGAUGGAGUGCCCUCAUCUGAACUCAAACGUGAGCUGUCCCAUCGACACCUCCAGGCUCCCUAACGGCACUCCGUUCUCCUGGUGUUGCAACGUUUGUAGGUCUAAUAAGAGUCCAUGGAUUUGCCUUACUUGUCUGAUGGUCCAUUGUGGAAGAUACGUCAAUGGGCAUGCAAAGAAACACUUUGAAGAGUGUCAAGUCAGUGGCGUCGGUCAAAAGAAGGGCGAGAAACAAGAGAAAGAGAAAUCCCAUCAUUCCGUCUGCAUGGACUGCAGCAGCUACAGCGUGUUCUGUUACAGAUGUGAUGACGUUGUUGUUAAUGACACAAAGCUUGGGCAGGUGCAGAAGGUCAGGGAACAUCUGCAGAGUUUAGAAAACUCAGUACUGAUGGGUGACAGACAGAGGAAAAGAAAACUUCAGGAAAACCCAGCCUCAGAUAGCAAGUUGUUGAAAGACAACGAUGGGGCCGCUUUAGGAGCUACAGGUCUGCGGAACUUGGGAAACACGUGCUUCAUGAAUGCCAUUCUGCAGUCCCUCAGCAACAUCAAGCAAUUCAGCUGUUAUUUCAAGGAGCUGCCUGCAGUGGCUCUACGCAGCGGUAAGACGGCAGGAAGGAGGAUGUACCACACCCGGAGCCAAGGGGACACCAGUGUGUCUUUGGUGGAGGAGUUCAGGAAAACCCUUUGUUCCCUGUGGCAAGGAAGCCAGACAGCCUUCAGUCCAGAUACCUUAUUUUAUGCUAUAUGGAAAAUCAUGCCAAGUUUCAGGGGCUAUCAGCAGCAGGAUGCACACGAGUUCAUGCGGUACCUGCUGGACCACCUCCACAGGGAGCUGCAGUACAGUCGCAACGGGGCGUCUCACCCAGUCUCGCCUCAGGACGGGGUCAGAUUCUCCACUGCAGAUGGCAAAUGCUGCAUAAAUGGGACUGCCAGUGUUGUUACAUCCAACUUUGGUGGCAUACUGCAGAAUGAAGUCAACUGCCUGAUAUGUGGAACAGAAUCUCGGAAGUUUGAUCCCUUUCUUGAUCUGUCUUUGGACAUUCCCAGCCAGUUCAGACAGAAGAGAAGUAAGGACCAGGAGCCGGGGCCCACCUGCACCUUGCGUGACUGCUUGCGUAGCUUCACUGACCUGGAAGAACUCGAUGAAACGGAGCUGUACUAUUGCCAUAAGUGUAAAAAGCGACAGAAAUCCACCAAGAAGUUCUGGAUCCAGAAGCUGCCAAAAGUUUUGUGUCUGCACCUGAAAAGGUUCCACUGGACAGCCUUUUUAAGAAACAAGGUGGAUACCUAUGUGGAGUUUCCACUGAAAGGCCUGGACAUGAGGCGCUACCUACUGGAGCCGGAGAAUUCAUUACCAGAGAGCUGCCUGUAUGACCUCGUUGCUGUCGUAGUGCAUCACGGAUCUGGGGUUGGAUCGGGGCAUUAUACGGCAUAUGGCAGCCACGAGAGCCGAUGGUACCACUUCAACGACAGCACGGUGACUCUGACCAAUGAGGACGUAGUGAGGAAGGCCAAGGCCUACAUCCUCUUCUACGUGGAGAGGACCGAGCAGGUGGCCUCGGACAAGACCGCCACGAACAAGCCUGCUGUGGACACGGCAGCCACGGACAGCGGCCCUUCAGAAGCAGUUGCCCAGGACAAGGUUGCAGCAGACACGGGUUUGAUAGAUGUGCCAGCCUCACGCAUGAAUACCCAGGAUGUGGCAGCCCCAGAUGUUGCUGCAUCGGGAAAUGUGUGUGAGGACAUGGCUGAACUGCAUAAAGCUAACACGGCCUCAAUGGAUGCUGCAGCAGAUAGCGAUACCUCAGACAAGGCGGCAGCAGAGGAAGCCAGCCAAGCUAUAGAAUGAUUGUAUCAGACGGCCUCAGACCAGCUAUUCACUCCAUUUUGGCUUUUCUCCUCAAUCUCAUUUCUCCCCAUGCUUGAGUUUAGUCAUUUUCACGUUUAAUGUAUUUGCAAUACUAUUUAGUUUUUUUUAUGAUCUGCAUGGCAACAUCAUCUAUUUGCUGCUUGGGAUUUGUUUAGUAUGACUAGUUGCAUUUAUUUCCAUAAUGUUUUGUUCCUCGGUUGAGAUGGACUUCUCUGUAUGUAAUGGAUUCCAGAUGUGAUUGUUUAAACAUAAUGAAGUAAAGCUGUAGCCUGGGGAAACCUCAGUUGGUCCAAUAUUUAGCCUAGACUGAAGAAAUGUAUUUUGUCAAGACAUUGUCAUUGUAACAAUAUUUGGAGUUUCUAUUGUUUUUAAAGUUUCUAAUUUUGUAAUAUCCA
Molecule: messenger RNA, 2612 nt
Organism: Anarrhichthys ocellatus (wolf-eel)
Lineage: Eukaryota; Metazoa; Chordata; Actinopteri; Perciformes; Anarhichadidae
Gene: usp3
Product: ubiquitin specific peptidase 3
Exons: 15
Coding region: 352-2196 (614 amino acids)
Biological process (GO): protein deubiquitination
Molecular function (GO): zinc ion binding; cysteine-type deubiquitinase activity
Source: RefSeq, a predicted model, not a curated record